CAAGCGGUCACAAGCAGCGGGAUACAAAUUUCGCGCGGGCAGCGCUUAGUUGGGCCAUAAAGAGGAACGGACCGGAAGUGGUGGUUGUCAUAGCUACCGAUGUGCCCAGCCUCUUCCCCAUCUCCUACUCCUCCCAGUACUCUUGCUCUGUUUUUAUGAGUCCAGGGCAAUAAGACGACCAAGUGCUUAUGCCCCAGGCUCCCCAAAACGCAGCUAGCAGCUACAACGACUGCGUUUGCUGGUAGAUUUCGGAGAGGACCAGACCGGAAAUGGUAGUUUCCAUGGUAACUCUUGAACGGGUUGCCUGGGAGAUGACCCCCUUCGGUUUCUUUGAGUCUUUGCUGUAGUGUCACCUAGAAGACCUAUCUCACAGAUUCUGAACGGUCUCCUGCCAUGAUUCCUGGGAAAUACCGCUCCGUUUCUGGCCGGGCUGCGAACAACGUGAAUUGUGGACUUCAUCUGGUUAUUCAGACAUCAUCACUUCCUGAAAAAAGCAAAGUUGAAUUCAGGCUAAAUAAAGAAACAUCAUCAUUUCCUGGUCGACUCUUACAACAUGACCUUGAAAGAAACUACUCAAGUAGGCAAGGUGAUCAUGUUAAUUUGGUGAGCUCCUCGAUGUCUUCAUUUCCUAUUCUACAGCGUUCUUCUGAAGAGAAAAUUCUUUACUCAGACAGGUUGACUCUAGAAAGGCAAAAGCUAACAGUGUGUCCUAUCAUCGAUGGGGAAGAGCACCUUCGUUUGUUGAACUUUCAACACAAUUUUAUAACUCGGAUCCAAAAUAUUUCUAAUCUUCAGAGGCUAAUAUUCUUGGAUUUGUAUGAUAACCAGAUUGAAGAGAUUAGUGGGCUUUCUACUCUGAGAUCUCUCCGUGUCCUUCUUUUGGGAAAGAACAGAAUUAGAAAAAUUUCAAAUCUGGAGACUCUAAAAAGCUUAGAUGUCUUGGACCUUCAUGGAAAUCAGAUCACCAAAAUUGAAAAUGUCAAUCAUUUGUGUGAUUUGCGAGUUUUAAACCUUGCCAGGAACCUUUUAGGUCAUGUGGAUAACCUCAAAGGCCUGGAUUCACUAGCUGAACUUAACCUGCGACACAAUCAGAUCACUUUUGUGAGAGAUGUGGAUAAUUUGCCCUGCCUCCAACGUCUUUUCCUCAGCUUUAACAAUAUCUCUAGUUUCGAUAGUGUUUCCUGCCUGGCUGAGUCUACCUCCCUGUCAGACAUCUCUUUUGAUGGCAAUCCAAUAGCUCAAGAGUCAUGGUACAAACACACGGUUCUGCAGAAUAUGACGCAGCUGCGUCAGCUAGAUAUGAAGAGAGUCACGGAAGAAGAAAGGCGUAUGGCAUCUGUUGUAGCCAAAAAAGAGGAAGAGAAGAAGCGGGAGAGCCAUAAACAAUCUCUGCUCAAGGAGAAGAAACGGUUAACAAUUAACAACGUAGCUCGAAAGUGGGACUUGCAACAAAAUCGAGUAGUGAAUACUCUGACAAGUCAAGAUGGAAAGGAUUCUGACUCCCCUUCUCAGGACACCCCACAGAUUGAAGGAAGCGCCGUGUCUACAUUUACAGAGGAAACAGGGUCUGUGGACUCAGGGCUCACUGUAACAGACACACACCUGGUGGAGGUGGAUGGAGACACACUUUCCCUGUACGGCUCCGGAGCACUGGAAUCUCUGGACCGCAACUGGAGUGCCCAAACAGCAGGAAUGGUCACAACAGUCUCCUUCACUUUCAUAGAAUUUGAUGAAAUUGUCCAAGUGCUUCCCAAAUUGAAGCUUAAGUUUCCUAAUUCUCUGCACCUUAAAUUCAAGGAGACAAAUCUUGUAAUGCUGCAGCAGUUUAAUGCACUAGCCCAACUCCGCCGCGUUGACCAGUUGACAAUCGAUCCUCAAGGAAAUCCAGUUGUCAAUUUUACUCUCUGGAAAUACUACGUACUGUUUAGGCUGAGCCAUUUUAGUAUGCAGAAAAUAAACGGGACAGAGGUGACGCAGAAUGAUAUGAUAAUGGCUGAAAGACUCUUUGGAAUCUUAGCGCAUGUGGCAUCUUCUGAGUUACCCCCAUACCGUAUGAUUUCCAUUCUGGGUGACGCCAGGAAGAAGCAAUUUCGGUAUCUUCUAGAAACCAAAGGGAAAAAACCAGGCAUUAUCAGUGAAGAAAAUAAUGAUAGUAGAAGACUCACAGGAGAAAACACAAAUCGUGCUACCUUGAAUUAUACCACAAGAGAGUUUUAUAAUGAAAAGCUGGAGGAAAUAAAGGAAAAAAAUAAAUUCUGCAAGAUGUACAUAGAGGACCUUGUAAAGGAAGCCACCGAAAUCAACAUGAAAAACGAGGCUUUGCAUAAGCUUUGGCCUCAGAUGUUUAUUGAGCUUGUUAGGGACGCCGUCAUAGAAAUCCGCAACAAAAAUUCCUACAUGAAGCUCUGCCUGCAACAGAUCACUGACCAAAAAUAGAAAUGGCUUACAGU
Chrysochloris asiatica (Cape golden mole) is the source of this 2450-nucleotide messenger RNA. RefSeq names its product leucine rich repeat containing 49 (gene LRRC49). Gene Ontology annotation, molecular function: protein binding. Lineage: Eukaryota; Metazoa; Chordata; Mammalia; Afrosoricida; Chrysochloridae. Bases 394 to 2436 code for a protein of 680 amino acids. The transcript has 16 exons. The record is from RefSeq and is a predicted model, not a curated record.